AUGGACGACAGCGCCUCAGCGCCGCUUGCCGACUACUUUUGGAUAGCCGGUAUCGAGCACAUUAGCUACAAUGACUCCCUCGACGAUUAUGCCCCGGCUGCCCAGCCGACCCAGCUAGAAGAGACCAUUGUCGAGGACGGCGAGGGCGAGGAGUCGGCUACCACGCCCUCGCGCGCGACUGUCCGACACUCCCGUCAGAACUCGGCCAACCGUUUAUCCACUAUCUCGAAUCAUUCCAUAACGCCUUCUGUCAUCAGCGUGCAACGUGUCUUGGAAGAGACCGAUGGAAAUACGAGGAGCAACCGCAGCAGUGCUACCAUCCGCCCGAACCCUUCUCCAGGAGUUAACAGUGGAAACAAUGGCCUCUCGUCAGGUGGCGGCGAAGGAAUUGGCUUCGACGGCUUUCCCUCAGACUUCGAUUUCGACAAGGCUCUCCUCAAGUUUGCCGCCGAGCGAGAGAACUUCCUCGAGGAUCUGACCUUUAGCGCUGGCGCAAAGAUCCAAUCGAGGCCCCCGAUGGUGAAUCCGAGGACAGAGAAGCUUAAGGCCGAGGACACGGGCGACCAUAGCGGGAGAAAGAGUCCUCUCAGGAGCAUCCGUGGCAGCAUCCGUCGCAAGAUGAGUUUUAGGGACAUGACCAGCGUCCGGAAGCAGCCGAUGCCUCCCAGAGCAGCAUCCGUCCGGACCGCUAAGCGUCUGAGCAACUAUAACUCGGUCAUUCCUCCUCCCGAGCCCCUGAACACUGACCCCGAUAUGCAUCCGCUUAAGAGGCGGUUCGAGCCCGUACUCCUUGACAGGUAUCCUGCACGGGACGCCUCACCCGAGGAGCUGGCCAGAAGGGGCAAGUUCCCGGACUACGUUCCCAUGUUCGCCUUCCCCAACGACAUUCAGAUCGUUUCCUCUGACGACCGGCCGCGCUCGACUUGGCACGGCUUCACCAUGACUGGAGAGGACAACACUAAGAUUUACGGCAUUGCCAUCAUUGUCUGGACCGCCCUUAGUGCAGACAUUGCGGAGGAAGUGGAGAAACGCUGCGAAAUCUGGCGUCAGAGACACAUGUCUAACGAGGAAAGGGAGCUCGCCGCAAGUUUAGGCGGCCGUCUGGCCGCUGAGAGAGCUAACUUGUCCCAGCUCCUAGCAAAACUGGGUACUGUUCCCUCUGGGUCGCCGCAAAGAGAGGCAUUGGACGAGCAAAUCAGCGCGGUUGAAGAAAAGAUCGCCCUCAUGACUGAGAUGUUGAGGCCACUCCGGCACGGCGCCGCUUCGAAGAUCGACGGCCUUACCGCAGGCGAGACAGGCCUUUGGGUCCCUCGCGCAUACGGUAUCCUCGGUCGCGACCCGUCCAAGAUGGCUUUCUGGAAGGAGUGGCUCAGGGCUGUCACCGUUCCUAUGACGGAUGGUGCCAUCUUGCGUGUGCCGCCAAGUUCCCCCAAGGUCGGCCGUUGGCAGCCCCUCGAGCGUUAUGUGGUCAACCUGUGCACCGAGGCUUUUAGCCCCCUCAGCUCCCUGACCCAAGUCGAGAUUGGCGUUCGGGAAUUGAGGCUAUAUGCUCGGAAAGAGGCGGCUAACGAGCUCCCCGGGUCACGGAGCAUCGAUAUAUACGCCCUCUUCCGUUGUCUGUCCCUUGAAAAUAUCGUCCUUCUGUUCGAGUGCGCUCUUUCGGAGGGCCGCAUCAUCUUCCUUUCUUCACAUACGGCCAUGCUGCAUCUUGCAGCUCACGCAUUGGUCAACCUCCUCUAUCCUUUCAAGUGGGCGAGCAUCUUUAUUCCCGUUCUGCCCGCUCGACUCAUCUCGGCCCUUGAGGCCCCAUGCCCAUACAUUGUUGGCGUGGAGCGGCGAUACGAAAGGAUCGAUAUCCCGCAAGAGGACUACGUCCUGGUCGACCUUGACAAGGAUACCAUCGAUGCCAACCCGAAACCUCCAAGCUUACCACGGCAAAUCCGGCGCAAGUUGUUAUCUCUUCUGCAGAUUGCGGCUCCUCACCGCAUCCGGUACGGAGUGGCUUCUGGCCCCCCCCCGUAUGCAGUCGAGUCGUUCCCCUACGAUGCAUACUCCUGCGAAAACGAAACGCUUUACAACCCUCUUCCGGUCAAGAGCACCUUGGGCAAAUGGGUUACACAAAACUCGUCAACGUUUGCUGAGCCAGACACGUCCAACUCGAUUCGGACGCCCCUCUUCAAUGCCUUCACCAAGGCCAAGGUCGACCACAGUAAGACGGAUCGCCCGCAGACCGCGAAGUCGAGCAAAGGUAGCCCACCCUCGUCGGUAUCGCCUGUGUCGAUGAACUUCCCGCCCAUGCCUACAACGCCUGUGUCUCGUAGCGACUCGGGUUUCGCGCAAACCCUCCGAGAGAAGCGGUCCGGUCACUUCGAUGAGAAGUCAAGGCGCAGCUCAUCGUUUGGUAUGGAUAAGUACCAUCACCAUCCUCCGAUGCAGCAUCGGCCAAGCCUGCCGUUCCUCAACGGUCAUAGCCAGCAGCUGUCGAUCUCCGCGAUUUCGAUUGAUUCUCAAUCCUCUUUUGGCGGGUAUGCGCCGUCAACAUAUGCCCAGAGCACGAUCGCCGCAUCGACCAUUAUGCCCAACAUGAUGAUCCAACCAGUACAGAAUACGGACAGCACAGUCUGGGUCGAGGGUCACUGCUUUGACUGGACCGCUUCGGAGGCCAACUCCAUCUGUACCAUUUGCGAUGAACGUGCCGAAGGUGAUGGGUUGUUCAAGUGUUCAGGCUGCGACUGUUUAUCCCAUAACCGCUGCCUGGGUUUUGUAUCGCUUGUCUGCCCGCAAGCCUUCCACCCGGAUCGCGUCCGGGCGGCAUUCGUCCGCUGCAUGGCCAGUCUCUUAUACACAUACCGCAAGCACCUUGGCCGGCCUUCCCGCGAACAGAAGGCCAAUGGCCAGCUGUACGCCUUUGACAUGGACGGCUUCAUCCGCAGCCUGCCAUAUGACCAGCAGGAGUAUGCGACUAUGUUAAGGGACACUCAGGCCUUCAACGAAUUCAUCCACGAGCGCGAGCGCCAUCCCGCCUCUGACCCAUCUAUCCGUUUGUUUGACGAAAUCAUCCUCGCCAAGAAGGCUCGCGGUCGUCCCGCCUUCUCUACCGGUCUCUCUCGUCUGUCUACGCUCCGGGCUGCAUCCACCUAUAUUCCCCCAUCCUCUACGUUCUCUACAGCCGGUUCUCUCCCCUCGCGUCCCGGCUCCAAAGCGCCCAACUGGUUGACCGAUACGUCAGACCAUAUCUGGCGGACUGCGUCGGUGCCCUCGCCGGCUACAAGCAGCAACAAGUUUGCGGGAGAUAACUACCGGGCUGUGGUGACGCGUGUGCCGCUCAGGCUAGACCCGAGCCUGAUGAGGGAGCCGCGCGCCAUUCAGGGUAUACCUAGGCCUGAGCAGGGCCGGGGGAUGAAGGGUGUCGUCAGGAAGCAAGUUGCUAGUAUGUUGGGACCGCCGAGUGAGGGGUUCAGCGUCCCAUGA
Molecule: messenger RNA, 3471 nt
Organism: Thermochaetoides thermophila DSM 1495
Lineage: Eukaryota; Fungi; Ascomycota; Sordariomycetes; Sordariales; Chaetomiaceae
Exons: 3
Coding region: 1-3471 (1156 amino acids)
Biological process (GO): regulation of Rab protein signal transduction
Cellular component (GO): cytoplasmic vesicle
Source: RefSeq, a predicted model, not a curated record